AUGUCGCCCCCUGCUGAAGACUGUUACUGUUGCCAGUUCCAGCCCAACACCUUUGACCCCUCCCGCUGUAGCUCCUGCCUGCGGCCAGAUCACAUGCACGUCAGCGGCGCUCCUGCAGCAGAUGCUGCACAACAGGAUACUCUGCAGGAGCUGGAUACAGAUGAUGAUGAUGACGACACAUGUGCCCUGUCUGAGGUGACCACAAGUGCCAGUAGUGAUGAUGUCAGAGGCGGUUGGACCUACGAGUGGAGUCUAGAGCACAGUCUGAGUCCUGAGAGGGAACUUAAUAUCGGUGAUACUGACAUACAAUCCAGCUCUCCAAAUCAGUUGGAUUCUUCAGAGAGGGGCCGAUCCCCCAGCUUGGAGCGGUACUGUGUGGCUCAAAGAGAAAUGACACGGCUGGACUCCUCUCCCCCACAAGGCACUGAAAGCUCCUGGAUGGAUGAGAGGAGAGGGAGAAACAGGUCCCGCCAGGCGUCAGAGUCCUGGGGAGAUAGGGGACAAGAGAGUGGUUACUUCUCUCCCGACAGAAGAGGUGAUGGUGAGCAGCAGAUUGAGGAGGACAAAAAACGUCAGUUUCGUUACUACGAGCGGGGGCGUCCCCUUCCAAGCAACUAUGUUCCCGAGCCCAAGGCCUGUGUCCCUUACAGGAACGUCAACCUGGGAGUGCCUUCCCAGCGAAGAAAUCAUGAGACGUAUAUGCAGGAAACUUGGAGAAGUGAAUCCCCGCAGAGAUACACAUACCACUCAAACUUUAGACGAGGAGAUUCCCUGACAAAUUCUCCGACACGUCACAGCUCUAUGAGUCCAGAACGCUACAAGCUCACCGAAUCGCCUGUGGGAGCUCAGAGAGGGAGCUCCCUCUGUAGGAGUCAGACUCGGUCUCAUACUUCAUCUCACAGCUCUCCACAGCUUCCAUCAUAUGGUCCUUCUUGCCAUACAUCAGGCUGGUCCAGUCCAUCCUGCCGGAAGUUGUCCAAUGCCUCUCGCACCGCGUCUCCCUCCAGGGCCACACCAUCUCACAGGCGUGCAGUCUCUUUGCUCUCACAGAAUGGUGAAUAUGAUGCUAUAAAGGGAUAUAGUCGAGAGUCAGGAAGUCCAUCACAAGCUUCGAACAGGCACAGUUUAGACUCUGAGAAGCUGUACAGAAAUCUCGAGUCUAUCUCCCGUCGUGGCUCGUCGGCUCUUCAGCAAAAUUCAUAUGAGCAAUCCCAACCAUCCCCACGAAUCAGAACAGCUGUCAACAGCUCGACCAACACUCGAACUCGGAACAGUCGUGACGUUUCACCAGCCAGGAACGGCUACGGCACCAGUCACUCCCCACAAAGAGAACCCUGCUCCAGAGACAGCAGGCUGAGUCCACAAAACUCAUGGCAGGGGUCCGCACACUCUUUACUCAGCAUCCCGGCCUCACCUGGAUCCUCGUCAUCGAGGCGGGGCACAGUCUCGCAAGUCUUUGGUGGAUCACUGUCACAAGCUACAAUUACAGGAACAGAUGAAGCCGAUGAAGGAAAAAACAAAGUCAUAGGUGACCGAAGCAGGAGCGCCAUUAGACGAGGCAUGGACACCCUGCUGAUCUCUGAACCCAAAAAGGCUGCUGUAGAUGCUGAGGAGGUGGGGAUGACCAUAGAUGAUUACAUAGUGCUGGCUGAUAUUCCCAAGAUCCAAGUGGAAUCAGAAGAAGAGUUUCCAGGGCUGAGGUUGAGGAACCAGAGUCCCAGUCCAUGCAGGGACCAGAGACUCAGGACAUACAGGUAUCAAGAUGAAAUAGACAGAUCGAGCCAGUUCUACAGUUCAAGGCUGGAGUCAGAUGAGAGGGGGAGAGGCAGAGAGAGAGGGAGAGACAGACGGGAGAAAUGUCGAGACUCUGAGAACGGACGAUCGUCUCGGAGACGAUCGGCAGCAUCUCUUCAUACACAGACCUCAGAGAGCCAGAGUGGAAAACACAGAUCCUCCAAGGUGAAUGAGCGACCGGCUCCUCCUGAACGUCUGCAGACACAGGGGUGGAUGUCCAGACUGGAUGAACAUGGCAAGUGGAGGAAACACUGGUUUGUUCUCGGUGACACCUCGCUGAGAUACUACAGAGACUCAGAGGCUAAGGAGUCAGAUGACCUGGAUGGAGAGAUCGACCUGACGUCCUGCGUGAAUGUGUCAUAUUGUGAUGUGGACAAGAACUACGGACUCCAAAUACAAGUCAAUUAA
Molecule: messenger RNA, 2202 nt
Organism: Pundamilia nyererei
Lineage: Eukaryota; Metazoa; Chordata; Actinopteri; Cichliformes; Cichlidae
Source: RefSeq, a predicted model, not a curated record